Molecule: messenger RNA, 2408 nt
Organism: Chinchilla lanigera (long-tailed chinchilla)
Lineage: Eukaryota; Metazoa; Chordata; Mammalia; Rodentia; Chinchillidae
Gene: Lbx2
Product: ladybird homeobox 2
Exons: 2
Coding region: 1572-2156 (194 amino acids)
Molecular function (GO): DNA binding
Source: RefSeq, a predicted model, not a curated record
GCCUAUCGGGCUUCAAGUCUGUCGCCCAGGCCACUAGGAAAGCACUGUGUGACUGUCUGGGUGUCCCGGGGUGUCACUGGAGGGGCCCCUUUACCACUGUUUAGAUGCAUUCCCGUCCAUGUCAGGGAGUCUGGCUCUCCUAAACCCUGCUUGUGGUGCCCCAAGGAAGAGACAGGUGAACACAGGGGCAGCCAUAUGUGGUGGGAGUGCAGAGGUCUACAGGGAAGGUGACAUGGUGGAAGUUCAGGACGGACUGGUCCGGUUCUUCAUAGCACUGGGGGUGGGGAUGACUGGAGGAACACUAAUUCCCAACUGCCCUGGCAGUGAAGCAGCAUCUUCGAGAGUGGCAGGGCUUCUUGGGCCUGGGCUGUGAGCUCUCCAGCCACUGUGUAUGAGGUGAGCUAGAAGAAAGCUGACUCCUUGCCGCGCCUCAAUCUAGGGUUGUCUCUCAGCUGCCUUCUUUCACCACAGGAAGUUCACUGGGUGCUCAGCCAGAUGUAAGCCCAGGGCCAGAAUAAAUGUGAGCAGAAAGGAGACAGGGCCCAGAUAAGAUAGCAAUGAAUAGAGCAGCCUCAGACUUGGUGCCUGGGUCGGCAGGGGAGCCAUCAGAUGCUUGGGCCCGGAGAACCUUCAAGUCAGUCUUCCUGGGCAGUCCCUCCACCCUGGUUGGAGUCCCCUCUCCGUGGCUAUUACCGAGCCUCUAUGGCUGCAGAAACCACACCUGAACUGCAAGAGUUUCAUAAAAAGCCAGAUCCACUGAGUGACCAAUAAGGUGAGUCGAAGGCCCUUUGUGCAGGGCCAGCCUCCCUGGCCAGACCCCUCCUGAGCACAGCUCCACCUCCAGUGCAGCAUAUUUCUCUCCUGAGGCUCGCGUCUCCCUGUAUUUGGAGUUACUUGGGUCCUCUAAGCCUUGGCAGAGCAGACUCGUCUGCUCACCUGCACUGGCUUCUUCGUGGCACUCCCAUUAUUGCUGUUGCUCAGCUGGGCCAGGUCCUCCUGGGUCUCACCUUCCAGACCCCCGCGCCACACUAAUCGCUGCCAGCCACCAGGGUGUCUUUAAGAGCGGCUUUUUGCACGGGUUGAAGCAGAAGAAGGGACCAGGUUAGGAGACUGAGGUCUAACUGAGGUCAGGGAUCCUAGCACAAUCAGCCCUGGUCCUCCUCCUUAAAACGUCGCAAAUUCCCAGACGCUGCGGCCAGGAAAAGUAGUUUUAUCGCCCACGAGUUUAUGAGCUGGUGCAGCGGCAAGGCGGGAGAGGCGGACGGCACACAGACUGCAGCGGAACGGGCCCGGUGUGAGCGCGCCGGGCUGCGCCCCACAACGCGGCCCUAGUCUGGCGGGCUUCUCCCUGCGCCUCUCCGCCCUGUAGCAAUAAGGCUUCUGGGCCGUCCAUGGGCUCCAGGCCUCCGUGGCCCUGGGGGAGAGAUAGGGGCGCAGAAGGAGGGGCACGCGGGACUCAGCGCCGGGGGCGGGUCCGAGGCAGGGGGCCCGAAUUGGGAGCCGACGCGGGGGCCCGGGCGGCUUCAGAGUAAAGCGCAGCGGGCGGCGGGACCACUCCAUCCCGGCGGGCCAUGACUUCGGGACGCCAGCCGCGGACGCCCUUCGGCAUCGCGGACAUCCUGGGCCCGCGCGUGGCCCCGCGAGCGCCCUCCGCGCCGCAGCCCGCAGAGCCGGGCCCGGGCCCCGCGUCGCCGCUGUGCGCGCUGCAGGAGCUGACCAGUAAAACCUUCCGCGGAGCGGACGCGCGCGGGCCCCCGCAGCCCUCCGAAGGCAAGGCCGCCUCGGACGCGCUGGGCCCUGGCUCCGCCGCCCGCAGAAGGCGCAAGUCCCGCACUGCGUUCACCGCGCAGCAGGUGCUGGAGCUGGAGCGGCGAUUCGUCUUCCAAAAGUACUUGGCACCGUCAGAGCGCGACGGACUGGCUGCUCGACUCGGCCUGGCCAACGCGCAGGUUGUCACUUGGUUCCAGAACCGCCGUGCCAAGUUCAAGCGCGACGUGGAGGAGAUGCGCGCCGAUGUGGCCUCGCUACACGCGUUGUCCCCUGGCGUCCUGCGCCGCCUAGCGCUGCCCAAUGGUGCUCAAAGUCCUGGCCCCCACCCCACUGGACCUGACUCCGGGGCCCACGUAUCGGACGAAGAGAUACAGGUAGACGAUUGAAGGCAGAGCCACUGCCAGCCGUGGCCUCUGGGGCUCUGGACUCCUCACCGCCCCGCUCUUCGUCUUGUCUGUGCUGGGGGUGGAGGGAAGAGGUCCCGCCCAGGUCUGUUCCCGCCUACAGGCCAGACUUCCCAGUUGUGAGAAUAAAGUUGAAACUCUGUUGCUAAACACCUCAGUCCAGACCUCUGGGCCAAUGACAGCAAAAUAUGGGGAUUAUCGGAGAGAUUUGGUGGCAGCGCUGUGAAAAGCGCU